AUGACCAGCUUCGGUGAUGAUGGCAUGCCCACCAUGGAGACGAUCGAGCCAUGCGAGAGAAAGCGAUUGGAAGGUGCCAUGGAUCGGCUUCGGAGAGCCUGGCUGAAGCCCAGCAAGCAGGUGUGGCACAAGAUCGACGCCGAGUGGCGCGAGAGAGGUAUCGCACGGUCCAUCCCGGAGGGAUUUGAGCGCUUCCCAUCCUCCUUGCUUCACCUGCAGCCCCCACCAGCGCCGCCCACGCCUGCACGUCCAACACCUCUCAGCACGGCGGCGACGGCUCGUGCCAGCGUGUGGCCGGCUGCUAAGGUCUCAGCGAAGUACCUGGGAAAGGUGUGUGAAGUCGUUGAAGCAACUGUCGGCUGGGAGGAAGCCCUCGCCAUGCUGAAGGAGAGGCAACUCUUUGCGCCCAGUCAACAGCGUCCAGUCGUCCUCCGCGGCCUCGCGCGGCACCUGCUGUGUCCGGCCGCGGGCGCCGCUUGGAGCUUCGAGCAGUUGGGCGCCCGUGCGGGUGACGUGCUCGUGGAGGGCGUGCGCCGCGGCGCGGGGCCGGAGCAGCAGACGUUCCACUACGCGGACGAGUCCAAAGACACCUGCUUCAGCGACGCCUCCGCCCACCACCAGCUUUGCAGCCCGAUGUCAUUGGCCGAGUUCCUGCGUCGUUCAGGCGACGGUUCGCUCUACUUGUGGGCGGUGCUGCGGACGGUGGAGGGUGGCACCAUGCAGGAAGGAUCCUUGGGCACGAGGCUUCGAGCUGACCUGGACGCCAUGCGCUGGGAGACCAUCAGGCAGCUUUCGGAGGAGCUGGGAACCUUGAAGAAGCUUCAGCUUUUCUGCGGCGCCAAAGGCAUUGUCACGGCCUGCCACUACGAUCAGAGUCCGAACCUCUUCCUCCAAGUGACUGGCGCGAAGAGGUUCAUCCUCUUUCCUCCAUUGCUGGGUGCCAGCAGCUUGCAGCCUUUCCCCGUGACCCAUCCACGCGAUCGCUGUGCACGGCUGGACCUCGAUCGGGAGGACCGGCGUGGCGAGUGCUCUGCGGCCUUUGGACAAGGCAUCGAAGCAAUCGUGGAGGCAGGAGAUGUGCUUUUCUUGCCUCAGAUGUGGUGGCACCAUGUGGAGUCCCUGGAUCUCGAAAACAUUUCCCUGUCCCUUUGGCUCCAGGGCGGGUCACUGGACCGCACGACCCUCGCGCUGGAUGACCCCACGCUGGUCACGGCACUUUCGCAGCCCUUGGCGCUGGAGCUCUUCCGUGAGUGGGAGUUCCUGCUCGCCACCACCAUUGGUUACGGUCCAGAGUUAGAGCUCUUCCUUUGGUGGCUGAGAGAUCCAUCCUGUCGCGGCGACGCAGCGGCGACGUCGCCGGCGUCGUGGCUGCGGUGUGGGACCUUCCUGCUGCAGCACGCCUUUCGGCUCCUGCCCUUGCAGUGGCUCCGACACUUCCUAGGCUACUUCGACCCACAGCGUUUCCAGCAGCUCCGCAACAAAUCCGCGGAGAACACGACUCCCCAGCCAGACACCCCGUCAUGCAGUCUCCCACUUCGCCCUCCACGUGGCCGUCCUUUUCGGCUCCUGUCUGCCGUGGUGCUCUUCGGCCGUUGGCGCUCCAAGGAGCUAGGUCGAGAGGCUUGGGAGCUUGAGGGUUGGCCCUGCGGCCGCGCCACGAAGAAGCGGAGCGGCCACCCGCGGGUCACCAGUGACCAGCUGCGACAGGUGCUGCUCCACGCAGGUUUAGGGCACCGCCUGACCCUGGGCAGCUGGACCACGCCGGCAUCGAGGGAUGAGCCUGAGCCUGCAAAGCUGAAGGGCGUGAUGAAGGCGGCGUUGGGUCGCUGCAAUGCCUUGCUGGCCAACGAUGCCCUGCGAACUUUGAGCCACCUCCUCCGCCAGAAGCGUCUACCAGCUCCGUCGCAGGGGCGCUUCGAGGCCUGGUCCCACCAACUGGUGGAGCAAGCACUGCACUGGCAGUGCCCCAGCGAGGAGCAACUGGAGGAGCAGCUGAUCCAGGAGAGAUCAGGAUCCAGCUCGGUUGAACCGGUUGAGGCGUUGAUGUCGAGAUUGGUGAAGCAGUUGCUUCCUGAGUGGCUCGAGGCCCCUUGGGCACAAAAGGCCGCCGACUGGCGCCUGAGCUUGGCCUUGGAAUGCUGGGAUCGAUGUGCCACGCAGUGGGACGUGGAAGGUGUGGGGCUCUAUGCAGCCAUUGCAUUGGAACUAGGCGACCGCGGCGGUGCGGGCCGGGCACUGGAGCAGUUGGGGCGGGCCGUGGAUUGGCGCUUGGCGUUUCAGCCAGCUUUCUUGGAGGAUUUAGCCUCCAAUGGCCUCACACCAUGCAAGGCGCCCAGCCUUGAUGCAGGCUAUGCCUAUUUGCCCGAAUUGGUGCAAAGAGCUGCGGCUCUGGCGGCGCAGGGCACGCUGCAGGGGGUGCUGCGGCGCCGGCAUGGUGCAGUGCUGCUCGAUGGACCGCGAGUGGUUACUGAAGGCGAGAGAGCAUGGACCGGAAAGAGAAGUCAGACCUUCUUCCCCACAAGAAUGCUGUAG
This is a messenger RNA of Durusdinium trenchii, 2532 nucleotides long. Lineage: Eukaryota; Dinophyceae; Suessiales; Symbiodiniaceae. The record is from the annotation of a GenBank genome assembly.